UAGACGCACUUGAAUAAAUCUCGUUCCUGAGCGUUUUCGUUUAAAUAAUAGUUCUCUUUUAGUAGUGUAGUGUCAACUUUUGUGUUGUGUAGCAGUCGCUCUUUUCUGUUCGUUUACAAUUUGCUUCCGCGACGUAAUUUUCCAAUUAUAAUGAAUGAAAAAUGACAUCAACUACAACAAUAAGAAAAUCAUAUGGAAAUAGAAAAUUGUACACAUUUCCCGAAGAUUAUCCUCUACGUUUAGUGAAACCGAAAAGUUCUUCCGGUAGUGGUAGUGUGCCGAAAAAAGUUGAGGAUGUUGCUAAGCUUUUGAAGUACAUCGAUGAUAACAUCGUUGGAAAGAAUAAUGCGUUCCUUGGGCCAUUCGGACGACGAAAAGUUGUUUUUUGCGACUACAUCGCGUCCGGAAGAUCCCUGCAAUUCAUCGAAGAAUACAUACUGCGCGAGGUCCUUCCUUGUUUCGGAAAUACAUGGUCCACCACCAACAUUACAACAAUCCAAACAAGUUUGUUCAGACAAGAAGCGCGCGAAAUCAUAAAGAAUGCCGUGAACGCUUCCGAAGAGGACGCUGUGAUUUUCACCGAAAAUGGCUGCGUCGGUGCUAUACAGAAAAUGAUCAACAGUCUGGAUCUCAUCGAACCUCCCAUUAUAUUUACGGCCCACAAUGAGGAUUACGAUCAUUUGAAAUUAUGGCAAGAAGCCGGCGCUACUGUCAUAAAAAUAGCCGAGACCAAAGAAGGCUUUUUAGACUUGCACGAUUUAGAGGACCAACUUCGACUGCAGUGCAGUUCAGGAAGACCGUUAAUCGGAUUGUUUCCCGUCGCGUCGAAUAUCACCGGGAUCAUAGCGGACGAUGUUGCGACCACGCUUCUUCUCCAUCAGUACGGCGCUCUUUCGUUUUGGGACUAUAAUUUUGCCGCACCGAGUAUUUCGAUCGAUCUUAACCCUCUCGUUACCGGGGUUAAAGAAAAUUCCGUUCGGAAGGAUGCCAUUUACUUUUCCGUGCACAAGUUUGUUGGUGGAGUGCAAACGCCCGGUGUGCUAAUCAUGCGUAAGUCCUUAUUCAAAGACCCGGAUGAUUUAAACGCGGGCUUCUUCGAUCCAUACAACCGUAACAUAUGUUUCGAGAUGUACGAGGAGAGAAACGCGACUCAAGUCGUCGAAUCCAUACGAGCUGGACUCGUGAUGCAGCUGAAAGAAACCAUGACCUCUAACAUUAUAAUGCAUCGACAGGACAAAAUCACCAAACAAAUGAUGCAGCAUAUUCGUACCAUACCAGAAAUCCUCCUGCUCGGCAACAAAUCACAGUCUCUAAAACGUUUGCCAAUAUUUUCCUUCAUGGUACGACACCCGCGCGGCACUUUUCUUCACCACAAUUUCGUCUGUGCCGUUUUAAAUGAUAUUUUUGGAAUACAAGCUCGAGCGGGAUGUGCCAAUUCUGGCUCGUACACGCAAGAUCUUCUGGGAAUUGAUCAACACUUGGCCGAUCAGUACGAGAAUAUCAUUUUGGAAGAUUAUAAUUUGCAUCUUUCAAUGCACAAUUCCACUUUACAACUUUUAAGGCCCGGUUUUACACGGAUCAGUCUUCCAUAUUUCAUCAAUGACUCCGAACUAGCCUUCAUCAUGGAGGCAAUCAAAAUGGUGGCGACAGAAGGGUGGAAGUUACUUCCCCAAUACAUCGUGGAUUUGGAGACGGGCGAAUGGCGCCAUUACUCGAAUUCGAUGUCGAAAGACCGUAAGUGGUUGGGUUCGAUACGAUACGUCGAUGGUAAAAUGACAAUGAACGAAAGGCGCAUUUCCGGUCCAGGCUUAUUUCCCCAAAACUACUCCGAUUGCCUUCAAACUGCGCGUAACUUAUUUAAUCGCGCCCGUAAGACUGCAAAUCGUAAUCCAUAUCCUAAUCAAGGCAUCCAUUUUGAUAUCAAAGGCGAGCAACUGCGAUGGUUCAUGUUACCGCAAGAGGCGCAAGAAUUGUUAACUGCCAACUCGCAAAACGUCAAGCAUAAUCUUCCUUUCGAUCCCAUGCAGUACUCGGGCUCUAAACGCCAGGAGAAACAGUCGUACUCUCCAAUAUCGGGGUUACAAACCCGUCACUAUAGCCUAUCGGCAAUCGACGACUCGCGAAUUAACGGAUCCCUCUCUCCACUUCCUUACUAUGUUCCCGAACAAUUUGCGCAAGCCAUGGAACAUCCCCCACAUUUCGCCGUCGGAGAGUCCGUCAGUUCGACCAUAUUUCAUCCUCUUUCCAAUAUGUACCACCGGGAGCGAUGUAUGAGUUUAGGUGAUUCGAUGUUAGCUGCCCCGUUUCCGCCCGCAUCUCCACUGUUAAGUCCACAGACAAGUAGCAGCUUGGGCAUACGACGGCGUAAUUGUAGCUGCAGCAGCCAAACGGAUGUACACUCCUUAGAUUCGGAUCUAAAUAUAUCGCCCGCCCAAAGUUUGAACGUUCUAAACGCGACUAGCGUUAACGACUGCAGCUUGCUGGGUCGCGCCUCUCCCGCCCAAACUGCCGACUUACGUGCUUACGUUAGUGAAAUAUCCAAAGAGUUAGCUACUAGUAUUAAGUACGAAAUACGCGAAGUGAUAAACAAGGUCGAGGACGUUUUAGAAAGUGAAUUGGGGAACAAAACUUAUUACGCCAACGAACGAUACGGUAGCGGCAGCGAAGAUGGGCGUAGCGAUUCGAUAUCGGCGAACGAAGUUGCCGAGUACUUAGAAAAGGUCUCUAGAGAAAUGGCGAACGAGGUUAAAUCCGAGAUUCGGGACGUAGUUAGCGCGGUCGACGUAUUUAUUACUCCGGAAGGUCAAGAGCGUCACACCUUUUCCAGGGCGUCGAGCGUAGGCGACAGCGAUAGACAAAACUCGAGCGGCAGCCAAAAGAAUCUCGAAAACUCCGAUGCGGUAUCUACAAAAUUUAGUAACGGCAGCUACGAAGAGCCGGACAAGGUUAGAACUAAACUGCACGCAUCUACCGUGACGAGUGUAAGCUCGCAGGACAGCGGCAUUAACUUAUCGUUCCAAGAACCAGACUCCGUCGGUCACGAAGCAGCUAAGAAAUCUGCGGAACAGGAAAGUAGAUUAGCUGUUCCGCAAAAUAUAUGGCAGCCCACCAUAGAGGCGAUCGAAGAGUAUAAGAUGAUUAGGGACGGAGACAAGGUUAUGGUUUGUUUGUCUGGCCGAAAGGACUCGUUAAGCUUGUUGCACACCUUGUUACGAUAUCAGUCUUAUAUACAAAGCAAAGGCAUCGUGUUCAACCUCGGCGCUAUCACUAUAGAUCCCGAUUCUACAGGCUGUGAUCCUUGUAUACUAAUACCGCAUUUAAAACAAUUGGGAGUUAAUUAUGUUGUCGAGGAACAUACAGACUCUGACUUGGACCUUCAACCCGUACAGGAAAAUUACUACAGCUUCAGUAACCCAAGUAAACGCCGUCGUUUAUAUUCAACCGCCAAAUCAUGCGGAUAUAACGUUUUAGCAGUAGGACAACACUUGGAUGAUCUUUGCGAAAGUUUCAUUUUGUCGAUAUUCCAUACUGGUAAAAUUAACAGUAUGAAUGCUCAUUAUCUCGUUAGGGACCACGAAUUGCGUAUAAUCCGACCGUUCAUCUACGUUCGUGAAAAGGCGAUCAAACAAUUUGUAAUUAGUCAUAGGCUGCCGGUUAAUUUGGAAACUAAUCAGUUCGAUAGUACAACUAAACAACGACUGAGAGCGAAGCAAAUGUUAGCGCAGCAGGAAAUUUUGUAUCCGAAACUAUAUGAGAAUAUCAAGUCGGCUAUGAAUACCAUAAUGGGAUUCCAUUUACAAAUCAGGGACAAGGCGGAGUCGGCGCAGCCGUACGCUUCUGAAGGCGAGACAGAUGAAGAGUCGAUUUUAAGAGAGGCUGUUUAGAAUUAUUGGUGCAAUUGCAAAAGCGGUGCUUAUCUAGUACCGGUUGGUUUUUAUUAUAAAAUUUAUUAUGUGAUAAUAUUUUGAUAUUCAUUCUGACUGGAUCGUUUUCAUUUAUUCAUUUUAUCGUAACUUGUGAUCUUUUAUACAGGUCUUAUACGUUAAUACCAUAACUAAUUUUAACAUUUUAUUAAGUAUAUAAUGUUUAGAAUGUACAAAAGCAUUUUUUUGCUUCUAUUUGUAAAAAUGUGAUCUUAUAGUUUUAGCUCGUUAAUCAUACCAUUCAGAUAUUUAACAAUGUUAAAAUGCAGUAAAUGGAAUGUACUUUAUUUUUACUGCCUAAACUAUAUUUCCAAAAUAAAAUAUUUAAGCUCUU
Molecule: messenger RNA, 4257 nt
Organism: Photinus pyralis (common eastern firefly)
Lineage: Eukaryota; Metazoa; Arthropoda; Insecta; Coleoptera; Lampyridae
Exons: 10
Coding region: 162-3884 (1240 amino acids)
Source: RefSeq, a predicted model, not a curated record